AUGAAUACGUCAUUUGCAAACGAUGCCCCUCAGAAACAGAUGACCCACGUGACAGCAGAUUGCACUACUCCAGGUUCUGUUGAUCAUUCUGACCAGCCUCAGUGCCACAUGAAUACGUCAUUUGCAAACGAUGCCCCUCAGAAACAGAUGACCCACGUGACAGCAGAUUGCACUACUCCAGGUUCUGUUGAUCAUUCUGACCAGCCUCAGUGCCACAUGAAUACGUCAUUUGCAAACGAUGCCCCUCAGAAACAGAUGACACUUAUACCACAGAUUUUUUGA
Knipowitschia caucasica is the source of this 282-nucleotide messenger RNA. The record is from the annotation of a GenBank genome assembly. Lineage: Eukaryota; Metazoa; Chordata; Actinopteri; Gobiiformes; Gobiidae.